This is a messenger RNA of Manihot esculenta (cassava), 3935 nucleotides long. RefSeq names its product protein QUIRKY. The transcript has a single exon. Lineage: Eukaryota; Viridiplantae; Streptophyta; Magnoliopsida; Malpighiales; Euphorbiaceae. The coding region runs from base 465 to 3560 and encodes 1031 amino acids. The record is from RefSeq and is a predicted model, not a curated record.
CGUACUGGUGCAGCACCGCAAAUUAAUAAUAAUAAACCAGAAGAAUAAAAUAUAAAGAAAGACGAUGACAUAAAUAACGAAAAACAAACACCUAACAAAAGGAGAUUGUGAUGAGAAACCGAAAAGCUUCGGACCAACAAAAGUAAAAUCUUCAGCAGAGAGAAUAGAAUCUCUCUAUUUCCCACCAUCGCAACGCAAAGCAACAUUCCCCGCUCCCACAAAAUUCACCCUAUUAUUAUUAUUAUUUUAAAAGAAAUUUUGAAAAAAAAAAAAACAUAGCCAAAGCAAACGCGAAUUCUAAAAAGCAGGCCUCAAAAGCAGGUCUCUCCACGACUCCAUCUAUCAUCGCUUCUUUCUCUUCCUAAUUCUUAUUCUCUCUCCCCCUCAACUUUUCUUCAUUUCCAAUCACCAUCUCUCAAUCUUUGUUAAUUGAACUUAACAGUGAUAGCAUAAAAAAUGAGCCCAUGACGACGCCGUCUCAACCUCCCGGAACCGUUCGCAAGCUGCUUGUCGAAGUUGUCAAUGCUCGUGAUCUUCUUCCCAAGGAUGGCCAAGGCAGCUCCAGUCCCUAUGUCAUCGCUGACUUCGAUGGCCAGAGGAAGCGAACCUCCACCAAGUAUCGGGACCUCAAUCCAGAAUGGAAUGAGACGCUUGAGUUCAUUGUCUCUGACCCGGAUAAUAUGGACUUUGAGGAGUUGGAAAUCGAGGUCUUCAAUGAUAAGAAGUACGGCAAUGGCAGCGGCCGCAAAAACCACUUUUUGGGAAGGGUAAAGUUGUAUGGUUCUCAGUUUUCCAAGAGAGGUGAAGAGGGGCUUGUUUAUUUUCCUCUCGAAAAGAAGAGUGUUUUUAGCUGGAUUAAAGGCGAGAUUGGGUUGAAAAUUUGUUACUAUGAUGAAUUGGUCGUCGAGGACCAACAGCCUCCGCCUCCCGCAGACAAGGAUGCACCGCCACCACAGGACCCGCCCAAGUCUCCGGCGGUUGUUGUUGUUGAAGAAGGCAGAGCUUUUGAGGUUCCUGCACAUCCUGAGAUUUCUCAUUCUCAUCGUUUUCCUGAUGGAUCUCAAUUGCCUCCUGUUGUCGUUAUCGAAGAAUCCCCACCUCCUGUGGUGCAGGUACACUCUGAACCACCUGCUCCAGAACCAGCGAUGCCACCUCCAGAGGGUAUUUACAUCCCGGACAUGAGGAAGAUGCAGACUACUAGAGUUGCUGCUUUUGGUGGUGAGAGAGUGAGAGUAUCGAGGCGGCCAGAUGGAGAAUUCUCUCCCAGAGUGAUUUCUGGAAAAUUUACUAGUGAAACUGAGAGAGUCCAUCCUUACGAUCUCGUUGAACCAAUGCAGUAUUUGUUCAUCAGAAUAGUAAAGGCACGUGGUUUAUCACACAACGAGAGUCCAUUCGUGAAGAUCAGAACUUCUUCGAAUCAUUCUAUGAGAUCUAAGCCGGCGAUUUACAGACCCGGUGAGCCAACUGACUCGCCCGAAUGGAAUGAGGUGUUUACACUGGCUCUCAACAGACUUGAUUUGGCGAGCUCGACUUUAGAAAUCUCUGUUUGGGACUCGCAGGGGCAGUACCUGGGUGGCAUUUGCCUCGGCCUCUCCGAUGUUCUUGUGAGGGACCCAUCGGAUAGUCCAUUGGCUCCUCAAUGGUACCACCUAGAAAGCAGCCACGGUCAGAAUAGCAGUAGGGUCUCCGGCGACAUCCAAUUAUCCGUUUGGAUCGGAACGCAAAACGAUGAUGCUUUCCGAGAAGCAUGGAGCUGUGAUGCGCCAAAUGUGGCUCAUACGCGCUCAAAGGUUUACCAGUCUCCCAAGCUCUGGUACUUAAGAGUCACAGUUCUUGAAGCCCAAGAUCUGCUCAUUGCUUCGAAUCUACCUCCAUUAACAGCGCCAGAAAUUCGAGUCAAGGCUCAUCUAGGAUUUCAAUCUGUAAGAAGCAGGCGAGGGUCAAUGAAUAAUCACAGUGGAUCCUUUCACUGGAACGAGGACAUGAUAUUCGUCGCCGGCGAGCCGCUGGACGACUCCCUUAUCUUGGUAGCGGAGGACCGUACAAACAAGGAAGCAAUAGCUCUCGGGCACGUAAUCAUUCCAUUGAGCUCGAUUGAUCAACGCAUAGAUGAGCGCCACGUGGCGCCAAAAUGGUUCUCAUUGGAGGGUGGAGCCAGUGUUGGACCAACAUGUGUAGUUGGGGGCUACCAGGGGAGAAUACAUCUCCGUCUCUGCUUGGAGGGAGGUUAUCAUGUGCUGGAUGAAGCGGCGCACGUAUGCAGCGAUUUUAGGCCCACGGCGACGCAGCUAUGGAAGCCAGCUAUGGGGAUUUUGGAGCUGGGGAUUCUAGGUGCCCGUGGCUUGAUGCCCAUGAAACACAAUCCAAACAAAGGAGGCAAGGGUUCCACCGAUGCUUAUUGUGUAGCUAAAUACGGCAAAAAGUGGGUCCGCACAAGAACCAUCAUGGACAGUUUUGAUCCUCGCUGGAAUGAGCAGUACACGUGGCAGGUUUAUGACCCUUGCACUGUCCUGACCAUUGGCGUCUUUGACAAUAGUCGUAUCUAUGUUGACCCUGCAGUCCCAGAAGAGGGGUUCGAUACUCGUAUAGGCAAACUCCGGAUACGAGUAUCGACACUGGAGAGCAACAAGGUGUAUAUGAAUUCCUAUCCUCUGUUGGUUUUGCAAAGAACGGGUUUGAAGAAAAUGGGAGAGAUAGAAUUAGCGGUUCGUUUUGCCUGCCCAAGUUUAUUGCCAGAUACUUGCGCUGUGUACGGCCAGCCAUUGCUUCCUAGGAUGCAUUAUCUCCGCCCACUUGGAGUAGCCCAGCAAGAGGCACUGCGUGGAGCUGCCACCAAAAUGGUUGCUUCGUGGCUUGGACGCUCCGAACCGCCGCUGGGGCAUGAGGUGGUUCAGUACAUGUUGGAUGCGGAUUCGCACACGUGGAGCAUGAGAAAGAGUAAGGCAAAUUGGUUUCGGAUCGUGGCUGUUCUUGCAUGGUUUGUCGGGCUGGCGAAAUGGUUGCAUAAUAUCCGGAGAUGGAAAAAUCCAGUUACGACAGUACUAGUUCACAUUUUGUAUUUGGUGCUUGUUUGGUACCCGGAUUUGAUUGUUCCUACCGGGUUUUUGUAUGUGUUUCUAAUCGGUGUAUGGUACUAUAGAUUCAGACCCAAAAUACCAGCGGGUAUGGAUAUACGGUUAUCUCAAGCGGAGACGGUGGAUCCGGAUGAGUUGGAUGAGGAAUUUGAUACUAUUCCAAGCUCAAAACCACCAGAAAUAAUCAGGGCUAGAUAUGACCGGUUACGGAUUUUGGCAGCCCGGGUCCAAACAGUCUUGGGCGAUUUUGCGACCCAAGGGGAGCGGGUUCAAGCUUUGGUGAGUUGGAGAGAUCCAAGGGCCACAAAGCUAUUCAUAGCGGUGUGUUUGGCAAUAACAAUAAUUCUUUAUGUGGUGCCUCCAAAAAUGGUUGCAGUUGCCUUGGGAUUUUACUAUCUGCGGCACCCAAUGUUCCGGGACCCCAUGCCACCGACUAGCUUGAACUUCUUCCGGCGGCUGCCAAGCUUAUCGGAUCGGUUAAUAUAGAUUUAGUAGAGUGGAUAUAUAGUAAUAGCAGAAAUUAAAAUUUUUGGGCACCAGAACAGGGGGAGAAUGUGAAAGUUGAAACAAUCAGAGCAAAGGACUGUUUUUGGUUGAAAAAGGAUGUCCAUAAUAAACCUAAUGAGGUGUGAAAAGAAAGUGGCAGGUUGGCAUCAUUUAUUAUUAUUAUUUUUUUUUAUCCCCCAAUUGAAAACUUGGGAAUAAGAGAAAGAAGCGGGGAAGGAGGCAGAUUGAAGAUUAAAGAAAGAAAAUUUUAGAGCCAGUAAAAUGGGAGGGAAGGAAAGUUUAAACAUUGCAAUGCUACUUUUUAAACUAUAAAAAGCUGCAAUUUUUUAUAACAGUAAAAUAUGUCUUCUUUCA